AUGCAGAUGAGUGUUCGCGUACGAGACUUGAACGAUCAUAUUACGUGCGGACUGUGUAAAGGAUAUCUCGUCACCGCCACUCUUGUCACGGAAUGUCUUCAUGCUUUUUGUAAGAGCUGCAUCGUAAAACACGUGGAGCAGAACAAACGUUGUCCCACGUGUAACACACUAAUUCAUCAAAGUCAACCUCUCAAUCACAUAAGAAUCGAUCCGACGUUACAAGAAAUUGUCAAUAAACUUAUUCCGCAUUUACAACAAUCCGAAAUAAACCGGGAAGAACAAUUUUAUAGACGUGCUGGGAUAUCAAUGCAAAUGAAAGAGCGAAAACGGAAAUUUUCGGAUUCGAGAAAUGUCGAUGUAGCGAAGAAAGUGAAUUUUCAUCGAGAUGAUGAUCAGCUGUUUGUCUCACUAGAACUUUCUUACAAGCACAAGCUCAAACUAACUAGGCAAAACAAAGAUGGCGCUUUAAGACCUCUGGAAAGAAAAUAUAUUCGGUGUUCUCAUCAUGCAACAAUAGGUCAUCUCAAGAAGUUGGUGCGGAGAAAACUCGGUCUCUCGGACGCAUUCGAGAUUGAUAUUACAUGUAAAGGGCAGCUGCUGGGAGCCGAUCAUACAUUACAAUUUAUUGCUUUGACGACAUGGCGGCACAAGCCUGAACCGGUCAUGCUGGAAUUCGGAAAAGGAGAGACUCACGUGCAGGAAAGAGUGAACGAUAUUUCAUUUUCUAGACAUUAUUAUUAGUAAUUUAAAUAGAAAUUACUAAGAAAGAAUUAAUUAAAUAUGUAAAUAGAAUGCACUACUACACCAUAAUGCAUAAUCACUAUAUGCAGGAUUUACAGCAGUCAUCAAACAAAUACGGGGUACUGGUGUUUUCUAGCACGUGCUUUACUUAAACAACAAAACGUGCAUCUAGAAUUUUCAAGUUCGCUGUAGUUUUUUGUUUUCUAAAUUGAAUGUAUUUUGGU
Molecule: messenger RNA, 965 nt
Organism: Corticium candelabrum
Lineage: Eukaryota; Metazoa; Porifera; Homoscleromorpha; Homosclerophorida; Plakinidae
Product: polycomb group RING finger protein 3-like
Exons: 9
Coding region: 1-741 (246 amino acids)
Biological process (GO): regulation of transcription by RNA polymerase II
Cellular component (GO): PRC1 complex
Source: RefSeq, a predicted model, not a curated record